UCCCCUUUCCCUUCCCCCUCAACCUCCCUCCUCCUUUCCCCUCCCCCCCUCUGACUGUUAACCCGGCAACAUGGCGGCCUCGUUGACACUGAAGGUAGCGGGAUCUCUCAGGAAAGGAGCCGGACGGCCGGCUCUCGCCUCCCGCCAGACACAGAUGGUCCGAGUAAUCCCUGCGAGAUGGUUGAACCUUCAAGAGUACCAGAGCAAAAAAAUCAUGGCGGAUCAUGGGGUCACAGUCCAGAGAUUCUUUGUUGCUGACAACUCACAAGAUGCCCUUGAGGCUGCUAAGAGACUGAAGGCAAAAGAAAUUGUUUUAAAAGCUCAAAUCCUGGCUGGUGGCAGAGGAAAGGGCAGCUUCACCAGUGGACUGAAGGGAGGAGUUCAUUUAACUAAAAACCCUGAUGAUGUUGGGCAGCUGGCAAAGCAGAUGCUUGGGUACAACCUCGUUACAAAGCAGACUGCAAAGGAAGGUGUCAAAGUUAACAAGGUGAUGGUGGCAGAAGCCUUGGAUAUUGCCAGAGAAACAUAUUUAGCAAUUCUGAUGGACAGAGCCUGCAAUGGACCUGUUAUAGUUGGAAGUCCCCAGGGAGGAAUGGACAUUGAGGAAGUAGCAGCCACCAAACCUGAGUUAAUAUUUAAGGAGGUCAUUGAUAUCUUUGAAGGGGUUAGAGGGGAUCAAGCACUCCGAAUGGCUGCGAAUAUAGGAUUCAAAGGUCCAUUGCAGCAACAGGCUGCAGAAGAGAUUCAGAAACUGUAUAGUCUAUUUUUGAAAGUUGAUGCCACCCAGGUAGAAGUGAAUCCCUUCGGUGAAACACCAGAUGGGCAAGUUGUUUGCUUUGAUGCCAAAAUCAACUUUGAUGACAAUGCAGAAUUCAGACAGAAGGAAAUUUUUUCCCAGGAUGAUAUAUCAGAAAGUGACCCUUUGGAAAGCGAAGCAGCAAAGUAUGACCUCAAGUACAUUGGUAUGGAUGGAAAUAUUGCUUGCUUUGUUAAUGGAGCUGGGCUUGCUAUGGCUACGUGCGAUAUCAUUGAUCUUCAUGGAGGAAAACCAGCAAACUUCCUUGAUCUGGGUGGCGGUGUACAAGAGAAUCAGGUGUACCAGGCCUUUAAGCUGCUUACUGCAGAUCCUAGGGUUAAAGCAAUCCUUGUCAACAUUUUUGGCGGAAUAGUCAACUGUGCAAUAAUAGCACAUGGCAUAACAAAGGCGUGUCGUGAACUUAAGCUGGAAGUACCACUGGUUGUGAGACUUGAAGGAACCAAUGUUAAUGAAGCCAAGCGCAUCCUGAAUGAGAGUGGACUGCCAAUCACUUCUGCCAGCAACCUGGAAGAUGCAGCUAAGAAGGCAGUUGCCAGCAUGGCCCCAAAAUAGCCUAUUGAAGGAAGUUUUUAAUCAAUGAAUAUUCUUUAUACUGUAUUCCCCAAUCAUGGGUUUCCACUAAUUUUAGAAUGAUAAUUUUACAUGGAUAUUUCACACAAUAACUGGAAAAACAUGAAGAAUUAUCAAUACAUUCAUGCAAACUGUACAACAGCGAUGGAUUUUUAGAAAAAGGUAAACAUUGCAUACUUUUUACAAAUAUAUUGAAUUAUGUACUUGUUUCUGACAGUCCCUGCAUUUUAAUGUCAGUGAUUAAUGUGGAAUUUUUGUGAAAAAUAAGUUUUUUAGACCUGUGAAAUCUGAAUAAUCUGAUGGCACAAAAUGAUUUUUGGACAUCUUUGUAAUCUUCAGUUAUUGCUCAAUGAGCUUCGCCUUUGCCUUAAUCUCAAAUUGAUUAAAACAGCACCACUGCUUAUAUAGCAACAGACCUUAUACUUAGACAAAUUGGUGCUGUCUUAAAAGCCUUAACCUUCAAUAUUGCCAAGAAAGUCAAUCUGUAGCCAGCUCAGACUGGAGAUGUACAGAACUUAGCACAUGAAUAAAUUGUACUGUUGAUAUUAUUCCAGUGGACAAAUAACCUGACUAAACUCAGAUUUUAAACAGCUUUUUUUCUCUUGUCACCAAUUAUUUUCUUUUUUGUAAAACUGAUUUACAUCAUGCCAGAACAUGACUGUCAAAGCCAUAUUGUUGUUUCAUCCUUUUAUGGCCCUUUUCAUGUUUACAGUGUUUUAAACAAUUGUGAAGCCAAGUAUCUCAGUACAAGCAAGUGAAUACAAAUCUGUUCCUGUGGCUAAUUCCUGUAGCAUCAAAUGUCUUCCAAAUAUGAAUAAAAUGCUUUCAAUUAAA
Molecule: messenger RNA, 2221 nt
Organism: Carcharodon carcharias (great white shark)
Lineage: Eukaryota; Metazoa; Chordata; Chondrichthyes; Lamniformes; Lamnidae
Gene: suclg2
Product: succinate-CoA ligase GDP-forming subunit beta
Exons: 11
Coding region: 71-1369 (432 amino acids)
Biological process (GO): succinyl-CoA metabolic process; tricarboxylic acid cycle
Cellular component (GO): succinate-CoA ligase complex; mitochondrion
Molecular function (GO): succinate-CoA ligase (GDP-forming) activity; ATP binding
Source: RefSeq, a predicted model, not a curated record